CGGCGGCGUGCUCUGAUUGGCCAGAGCGCUGCGGAUUGCAGCCGGUGGUGGCUUGAGGCUGGUGGAGCUGCGCAUCUUCGGGAGCAGUUCUUUGGGGUGACUUUCAAGAUGGACUCGACCCUCACAGCAAGUGACAUCCGGUCCCGGUUUAUAGAUUUUUUCAAGAGAAACGAACAUACGUAUGUUCACUCCUCUGCCACCAUCCCACUGGAUGACCCCACGCUGCUCUUUGCAAACGCAGGCAUGAACCAGUUCAAACCCAUCUUCCUGAACACGAUUGACCCAUCUCACCCUAUGGCAAAGCUGAGCAGAGCUGCCAAUACCCAGAAAUGCAUCCGGGCGGGGGGCAAACACAAUGACCUGGAUGACGUGGGCAAGGACGUCUAUCACCACACCUUCUUCGAGAUGUUGGGGUCCUGGUCUUUCGGGGAUUACUUCAAGGAAUUGGCAUGUAAGAUGGCUCUGGAACUGCUCACUGAAGAGUUUGGCAUUCCAGUGGAAAGACUUUACGUGACUUACUUCGGUGGGGAUGAGGCAGCUGGCUUAGAACCAGAUCUGGAGUGCAAGCAGAUUUGGCAAAACUUGGGGCUGGAUGACAGCAAAAUCCUCCCUGGCAACAUGAAAGAUAACUUCUGGGAGAUGGGCGACACGGGCCCAUGUGGGCCCUGCAGUGAAAUCCACUUUGACCGGAUCGGUGGUCGGGACGCCGCACACCUCGUCAACCAAGACGACCCCAACGUGCUGGAGAUCUGGAACCUUGUGUUCAUCCAGUAUAACAGGGAGACUGACGGCAUUUUGAAACCUCUGCCCAAGAAGAGCAUUGACACAGGGAUGGGCCUGGAGCGACUGGUGUCUGUGCUGCAGAAUAAGAUGUCCAACUACGACACUGACCUGUUUGUCCCUUACUUUGAAGCCAUUCAGAAGGGCACAGGUGCCCGGCCGUACAGCGGGAAAGUCGGCGCUGACGACACUGAUGGGAUCGACAUGGCCUACCGCGUGCUGGCUGACCACGCUCGGACCAUCAGGGCCGAUGGCGGCCGGCCUGACAACACGGGGCGGGGGUACGUGCUACGCCGGAUCCUACGCCGGGCUGUCCGCUACUCCCAUGAGAAACUCAACGCCAGCCGGGGCUUCUUCGCCACGUUGGUGGACGUCGUGGUCCAGUCCCUGGGAGAUGCAUUUCCUGAGCUAAAGAAGGACCCCGACAUGGUGAAGGACAUCAUUAAUGAAGAAGAAGUACAGUUUCUCAAGACCCUCAGCCGAGGGCGUCGCAUCCUGGACAGGAAAAUCCAGAGCCUGGGAGACAGCAAGACCAUCCCCGGUGACACUGCUUGGCUCCUGUAUGACACCUAUGGGUUUCCGGUGGAUCUCACGGGACUGAUUGCCGAAGAGAAGGGCCUGGUGGUGGACAUGGAUGGCUUCGAAGAGGAAAGGAAAUUGGCCCAGCUGAAAUCCCAGGGCAAGGGAGCUGGCGGGGAAGACCUCAUCAUGCUGGACAUCUAUGCCAUUGAAGAGCUCCGGGCAAAGGGUCUGGAGGCCACAGAUGACUCUCCGAAGUAUAAUUACCUCUCGGACUCCAGUGGUAACUACGUGUUUGAGAGCACAGUGGCCACGGUGCUGGCUCUGCGCAGGGAGAAGAUGUUUGUGGCAGAGGUGUUCACGGGCCAGGAGUGUGGAGUGGUGCUGGACAGGACCUGUUUCUACGCCGAGCAAGGAGGGCAGACCUACGACGAAGGCUACCUGGUGAAGGCUGACGACAGCAGUGAAGACAAAACCGAGUUCACAGUGAAGAACGUGCAGGUGCGAGGAGGGUACGUGCUGCACGUCGGGACCAUCUACGGCCACUUGAAAGUGGGGGACCAGGUCCGGCUGUUCAUUGACGAGCCCCGACGGAGACCUGUCAUGAGCAACCACACAGCUACCCACAUUCUGAACUUUGCCCUGCGCUGCGUGCUCGGCGAAGCUGACCAGAAAGGCUCCCUGGUGGCUCCUGACCGCCUCCGGUUUGACUUCACCGCCAAGGGAGCCAUGUCUACCCAACAGAUCAAGAAAGCCGAAGAGAUUGCGAAUGAGAUGAUCGAGGCGGCCAAGCCUGUCUACACCCAGGAUUGCCCCCUGGCGGCAGCAAAAGCUAUCCAGGGCCUGCGGGCCGUGUUCGAUGAGACCUACCCUGACCCUGUGCGAGUCGUCUCCAUCGGGGUCCCGGUGUCCGAGCUGCUGGAUGACCCCUCCGGUCCUGCUGGCUCCCUGACUUCUGUGGAGUUCUGUGGGGGGACCCACCUGCGGAACUCCAGUCACGCGGGGGCUUUCGUGAUUGUGACUGAAGAAGCCAUCGCCAAGGGGAUCCGGAGGAUCGUGGCCGUCACAGGUGCCGAGGCCCAGAAGGCCCUGAGGAAAGCGGAGAGUUUGAAGAAGUCUCUCUCUGCCAUGGAGGCCAAGGUGAAGGCCCAGACCGCACCGAACAAGGACGUGCAGAGGGAGAUUGCCGACCUGGGCGAGGCCCUGGCCACCGCCGUCAUCCCCCAGUGGCAGAAAGAUGAGCUGCGGGAGAUGCUCAAAUCCCUGAAGAAGGUCAUGGACGACCUAGACCGGGCCAGCAAGGCCGACGUCCAGAAGCGAGUGUUGGAGAGGACAAAGCAGCUCAUUGACAGCAACCCCAACCAGCCCCUGGUCAUCCUGGAGAUGGAGAACGGCGCCUCGGCCAAGGCCCUGAACGAAGCCUUGAAGCUCUUCAAGACGCAUUCCCCGCAGACGUCUGCCAUGCUCUUCACGGUGGACAACGAAGCCGGCAAGAUCACGUGCUUGUGUCAGGUGCCCCAGAACGCAGCCAACCGAGGCCUAAAAGCCAGCGAGUGGGUGCAGCAGGUGUCAGGCCUGAUGGACGGCAAAGGCGGCGGCAAGGACGUGUCCGCCCAGGCCACGGGCAAGAACGUGGGCUGCCUGCAGGAGGCGCUGCAGCUGGCCACUUCCUUCGCCCAGCUCCGCCUGGGAGAUGUGAAAAACUGAGGGGAGGGGUGGCCUCCUCUGGAAAGCAUCUCCCCCUCACCCAGUUCUCCACCUGCCACAAGGACAUUUGAAUCUGGGGGUCUUUAACAGCUCCAUCCGUCCUCCUAACCCAGCAGUGACCAGAACAUGCCCGGGAGCCAUCCUGGGACUCAGGCCCGAGGGCCCUGUCAACGCCACCGUCUAAAGCCACUCCCCUGAGAUUGCUGUUACCAUCAUCAUGCUCCCAUCUCUAGAUAACAGUUCCCUGCCGACCUGAGGCUUCUAGGUCCACAGGCAGGAAUCGUUUUUGCCGCGGAGAAUAAAAGGACCAUGUGCAAUACUUGA
Messenger RNA from Tupaia belangeri chinensis (Chinese tree shrew), 3330 nucleotides. It is a transcript of the gene AARS1, whose product is annotated as alanyl-tRNA synthetase 1. Gene Ontology annotation, cellular component: mitochondrion; cytoplasm. NCBI's taxonomy places the organism in Eukaryota, Metazoa, Chordata, Mammalia, Scandentia, Tupaiidae. Gene Ontology annotation, biological process: alanyl-tRNA aminoacylation. The record is from RefSeq and is a predicted model, not a curated record. Gene Ontology annotation, molecular function: aminoacyl-tRNA deacylase activity; ATP binding; nucleic acid binding.